UUAACAAUGCAAGAGAAUGUCAAAAAGAGAUCUAUAGGAACGAAAGGAAAUAUAACAAGUAGUAAUGUAGAUAACGCUAACGUAGCAAAUGUAGUUGAGUAUGAAGGUUCGUCAGAUGAUCAAGAAGAUACUCAAAUAAAAAGAAUUAAAUUCGAUAUUCAAUCGGUAGAACGUUCAGCUGAAACAUCUGGAGACCCCCCUCCAUCAAUUGAUGACAAACAAUCAAAAGACAAUAAUACGCUUCCAGAUGAUUUUUUUGAUAAUUCUUCUAAAACUGUGUCGAAUCAACAAGAAAAAACCGAUAAUGAAAUCGAAGAAGA
Messenger RNA from Racocetra fulgida, 320 nucleotides. Lineage: Eukaryota; Fungi; Glomeromycota; Glomeromycetes; Diversisporales; Gigasporaceae. The record is from the annotation of a GenBank genome assembly.